Molecule: messenger RNA, 3063 nt
Organism: Cyprinodon variegatus (sheepshead minnow)
Lineage: Eukaryota; Metazoa; Chordata; Actinopteri; Cyprinodontiformes; Cyprinodontidae
Product: armadillo repeat-containing protein 1-like
Exons: 6
Coding region: 1-723 (240 amino acids)
Molecular function (GO): metal ion binding
Source: RefSeq, a predicted model, not a curated record
AUGGUGUUCGUUAUGGACGAGCACAGACGUCCAACAACAGAACACCACUCCAGUUCAGGUCAGGCGAUUCGAUAUCUUGCAGAAUGUGGACCCAACAGGGAGAAGCUGAAGACAGAGCUUGGAAUGAUGCUGAGCCUGCAGAACAUUAUGCAGAAGUCCACCACUCCAGGAGAGACCAAACUGCUGGCCUCAGAGAUCUAUGAGCUCCUGCAGGCGGCGGGCAGCACGGAGGCCGCGGCGGCGCCUGUUAGUGGCCGAAGAAAAGCUCAGUUCUUCUUGGGCUCCAGCAACAAGAAAGCCAAGACGGUGAUCUUGCAGAUUGACGGCCUGGAUGACCCAGGUCGGCGGAGUCUCUGUGAGGAGGCCCUGCUGAAGAUCCGUGGAGUCAUAAGUUUCACCUUCCAGAUGGCUGUGAAGAGAUGCAUUGUCCGGAUCCGGUCCGACCUCAAGGCCGAGGCGCUGGCGUCUGCCAUCGCCGCCACUGAGGUCAUGACUGCUCAGCAGGUGGUGAAGGCGGAGAACGGGGAAGAGGUUCUGAUCCACUUCCCUGAGGGCAGUUCUGUGCAGGUGGAGCAGAACAUGGACCUGCCAGAGUACCUCCCGGAGGAGGAGAGUCCGUCUCCAGAACCCGACAAGGCAGUUAGCCGGAUGGGAACGGGCCAAGAGGGAACCAGCUGGCUCGGAGCCGCCGCCAACUUCCUGUCCCGCUCCUUCUACUGGUGAUCCGACAGAACCGCCUCGUCCAACCGCUGUCCCCUUCCUCCGUUCAAACCAUCCGUUGCCUCUCAGAACCAGAACCAGCGGCAAACCUUCCAGCUGAACCAGAAUAAAACUCUCAGCUGUUGGACUCACACCAGAGUGUCUUAAUGAGCAGGAAAAGUUCUGCUGGAACCAGAACAAACGAGUCAGAACAAAAAACCCAAAGGUUUUCCAGUUUUCCUUUUAAUUCCUAUGAGGGACCCAGUGAUAAAACUGAUGUUUGCAGCAGGUUCUGAUCAGGAACAAUGAGACCAGAACGUCCUGCUGAGUGUUUAAACAUUUUCCCAGGUUCAGGUCCUGUUUCUCUCUGUUUGCCUCAGGAGAGUUCUGCGGUUUUCCAGCUGGGAUCAGAACCACCUCUAUCUGAUGUCAGCGGGGAACUUAGAGACGUGACCCGCCUCAGAGACCCGGUUUAUCACCUGUUUGCAAAAUGUCGUCAUGUUUACAUGUUUCCUGACUGAAUGCCUUGAAGUUUACUGGAACAGAUGUUACCCGUCCACUGGUUCCCAGUCCUGGAGCCCAGACCGGGAGCCAGUUGGACCAGACGGUUCCUGUUGAGCAUACUGAACAUCAGAGAGCUGCCAAGAAUUUAAAGGUUAAAUCCGUCUGUCAGAUUUGAAGAGGAAACGAUCCAAGUUGUUCCUGAAAAACAUUUCAGUAAAGUUUAAAAAAACUUCCCAGUUUUCCAGAAUCGAACAGAAACUUUUCCUUGGAGCUUCGACUGAUUUCCUGACCUGAUGCUGCUUUUCCUGCUGUCUGCUUCUAGACCCGUAACCCCUAACGAUUAUCGUUGCUCUGCCACCAACAUUCUUCUGGCUCCGCCCCCUUUCUUACUCCUUUGAUCAGAACCGGUCCAGAUCAGCUCUUCUGGCCCAUUUUCAGUUCUGGUUUCCAACUAAUCCUUAUUGUGGUUUAAUGUUGGUUCCAGACCAAAACCUGAAAUUCUUGAAGUAAAACUUUGGACCUGAUCAAAACUCUAGAACCAAAGUUCUACAGUUUGUGGGUUUCCAUGGAGACCAGCUUUGACCAAAGGGUUAGGAGCGAUCCAGUGGUGGGUCCAGUGAAACUCAGGCCAACAGGAUCCAGUUCCAGAACCAUCAGACUCGUUUUCUGCUGUGUUCUUUGUUCUGUCCCGGUCCUGUCGGGUUCUAACCGGACUGUUCCGGUUCUUUCUUCUGAUUCCGACUGGACCAUGUUAACCCUUCAUCCUCUUCUUCCUCAGCGUGCAGCGUGUGAAUAAAGUUGUUCAGUCUGAAACCCGUCUCUUCUUCUUUAUUCAUGUAAACCGGGUCCGUCGGUACCAGUGAGCUGCUGCUGAAACUGGGUGGACUGGUGAGAUGGUUCUGUCAGAACCUUAACAGAAUGUGAGGGCUACGGUUCUGUUGGAUCUGAAGUCCAUCUGGUCUUCAUGAUGAGGGCUGUGGUUGGAGAACAUCUAGAAAACCAUCUAGAAGUGGAGGAUCUAGUGGGGAACUUUGGUCUUGGACCUUAAAAAUGGAGCAGUGAUUCCUGGCAGAACCUCCUGGUCCAAAAACAGUCACAUGCUGAAUCCAGAACCUUUAGCCUCCUUCUGGGGGUUCUACUUAGAAAAAAAAUAAACUAGUGAAGGAGGUAAAGAUCAGAUUCUAAUGGUGGCCCAUCUGGACCCCAAAUGGUUCCUCAUUUUAUUAAAGUGUUCAUCUCUAUUUGGUCUAUGUCUGGUUCUGAUAUCCAGGACCAGGAGAUCAUGGAGAACCUCUGGGUUCCUAAAGGGAACCAUCAUCCCCUGGAAGCUCACAGUGACCCAUGGAUAGAACCGGGUCUGGUACCAUGCUACUGAACAGCAGUUCUGCUCGUUCACAAAAAAAAAAUCAGAGUUUCAGAACCAGACUGAUGAUGAAUCCAUUACUAUUCAAUUGUCAGAUUAAAACAGGGUUUCUUGCUCAGAUUGGCAUAGAGGUGGAUUUCCUGCGGUUUUACUACCUUUUAGAGAGGGUAGCGUUUUCUGGUGGAGAACGGCCCAACCUGUCCUGUGACGUCCCCUACUGUGACUGAAUGAUUGCUAAAGAUGAAUAGAUGGUUUAUCCAUGAGGAGCGGUCACAUUUAGGAGGCCUCCAGGUGGGAGUGAGAGUAGAUGAAUUUGGCCUUAUUAGAUUUAUAGGCUUAGGUUACCUAGGCUAAGGUAAAUUAAAAUAAUGUGCGCAUAGGAAACUAAAACAGCUUUCCUUUAAUUAGUUGACACCCAAAUUGUAGGUAAAUGCUGAAACUGUGGUCUUAAGUGAGAACAUUUGGUCUGUGAAGCUUUGAUUGUGAUUACUUUGAUC